Messenger RNA from Humulus lupulus (European hop), 1042 nucleotides. RefSeq names its product protein HHL1, chloroplastic. NCBI's taxonomy places the organism in Eukaryota, Viridiplantae, Streptophyta, Magnoliopsida, Rosales, Cannabaceae. The transcript is spliced from 6 exons. The record is from RefSeq and is a predicted model, not a curated record. Bases 88 to 780 code for a protein of 230 amino acids.
AUAAGAGUCUCUCGGAGUGUCGGACAAUAUAGCUAGAGAAGGGGACGCACUCGGCGAACAACCAAAACCAAUAAAAAGUCAGCCAAAAUGUCCCUGAACGCCGUGCUCCGGCUCCCAUUGUCAAACUUCAGGACCCAGGAAGAUGGGUUGGUGAGGCACUCACUCGGCUCCUCCAGCCGGACGAGUCUAAAGCAACACCCCGAACAGAGGCAACAGCAACGCCACCAAACACUAGUGGUUCAGGCCAAGGGCAAGAAGGGAAUGCAAGAACGCCAGUUUCAGAGGCCUCCUCCCAUGCCCAAGAUUGAAGACGAUGGAAACCCACGUUUUGUUAUCUUCAUCCGUAUGGCCGAGGUUGGUUUUUGGUACCCGCUUAGUGUAGUAACAGGAGGCACCACUGCUAAAAUCAUGGUUGCAGCCAAAGAUAAUUUUCUGGGAAAAUACAUAUACAAAGACACAUUGGCUAGAAAUCUUGCUGCAGUUAUCUACAGAGAUGAGAAGGAAAUACAGAAGUCAGCACUUAAGCAGUUUAAAGUGUUGCGGUCAGCUAAGAACUUCAGAUAUGGAUACAAAAUUGUCGAAGAUGGGAAUAUAAAAGCUGCACUUUCUACCUCAGAUGUUAUUGAGCUUCCAACACUAGAUAAGCUCAAGACAGUAGUAGACAAAGUGAAAGAUUUUUUUGGUGAUGCAAAGGACUCUUUUGGGAAGAUGUCCUCGUUAAAUGCCCCAACUGAGGAGUCAGAGGAAAACACCAAAGAAAAGCAAAAGGUUAGCAGCUGAAGUUAAAGCACCCAAUUGCUUGAUUCACAGUGGCCACUGAUUCAGGGAGAUAGAGAUCUUCCGCAGUACAUACAACGCUGCUCGGAAAGUUCGUGCACAAGUCUCAUCCUCAGUUUUGUUCAUACAUCUUUUGCUCAUUUACAAAGUUUCAUGUUAUUUUUCACCGAUGUUAAUAGACAGAUUUAACAAGUUCCGGACUUGUAUAUUUUUUUUGUAACAUCUGAAACUCCUGGAAUCGAGUAGAGUACAUCGUUUGCAUGAA